This is a messenger RNA of Hydra vulgaris (swiftwater hydra), 3878 nucleotides long. The record is from RefSeq and is a predicted model, not a curated record. NCBI's taxonomy places the organism in Eukaryota, Metazoa, Cnidaria, Hydrozoa, Anthoathecata, Hydridae.
UUUUAGUAGAAAAAUAAAUAGUGUUAUGACAAGCAAUUUUUUAAAUUCAGAUGAAGAAGCUGUUUUAAGGCUUCGUAUUGAUGCUUUAAAAUCUGCAUCUAGGAAAGCUUUUCAUAGAAUUGAACAAAGUAUAAGUAGUGAAAUGGAAAAUGAAAGUGAGAAUGAACUUCGUGAAAUGGCACUAAAAAGUAUAUCAAAAGAUUCGUCAAAAAUUCGUGCUAAAAAAACUGAAGCUUCUAAUAUUGAGCGUAAAGAACCAAUUAAACAUAGCAAUGAUGAUUUAAAGCUUCGGCAAGUUGCAUUAAAGUCAUUACUACAAAAGAGAUUGUUGAAAACUGAAGAUUUGCUUAAAAAAGCAAACAACAAGGUUAUGCAACAAAAUGUUCAAAACAAAGAUGAAAGUAUAACUCCAAUAAAACCUUCAACAAAGAUCACAGAUCUUAAGUCUAAAAAGAUUGAAGAUCACAAAUCUGUUACAAAAAUAACGAAACCAAAAUCUUCUUCAAAGAUCAUAAAGACAAUCAAGACCAGAGAUAAAACUGUUGAUAAAUCACUGACACAGAGUAUUCAAAAUACUGCUGAGUGUAUUGUGAAACAAAGUAAGAUUGAAUCAGAUCAGAAUGGAGAUGAUAGUAUGAGAGAUACUUUUGUUAGAGAAUUAAGUAUCAGCAAAAUAUUAGUAUCACAAAAUGAAGAUGACCAAAUUUCUCUAUGUGUAUCAGAUAACGAUGACAAGGAAUUGUGCUUAUCAGAUAAUGAUGAUAAGGUGUCAUGUGUUUCAGAUCAUGAGGGUGAACUGUUAAAAAAUAACACAGAUUUAUGUAAGGUAAAAAUGACUAUUACAGAUUCCAAAUCCAAUUUCGAUGAUCUUCAAUCGCUAGAAAAAUCUAAUGAUUUGUUUCAACUUCCUAUUGACUGUACUCCUUUGCUAAGUGUAGUAGAACAUUCUUUUGGCUCAAUUGACAACAACGAUAUAGAUUUUCAUAAUAAUAAUACCACUUCAAAAAAUAAUUUUUCAGAGGAUAGUAAAUUAUGUUCAGAGCAAAGUGAAAUUUUAGAGAAUCAAGAAUCAAGAUGCAUCACUGAUUUGAAUUCUGUUAAAGGAUGUGAUGAUAUAUCUGCAGAAGAUAAAGAUUUAAACAUGUGUGAAAAUCAUGCAAUUGAUUCAAAUAAAACAAGUUCCUUAGUUUCUAAUUUUUGUUUGGACAAUAAUGAACCAGGUCCAAGCGGUUACAAGAAGUCCAAUGAUGUGGUAUAUGACUCAGAUGCUGAACAUUCUAUUAUAGAAAUAACUCCCCCUGCUAAAAAAACCCACUUAGUUAUUGAGUUAUCUAGUGACUCUGACAGUUCUUUUGUGGACAAGACAAGUUCUCUUGGGAACAAAGCACUUAUUAAAAACAAAAGAAGGUCAAAGCAAAAAGUUAUACAAGAAGAACUUAGUCGUCAAACAACAAAGUCGCCAGGAAGAGAAGAUAUGAAGGACAGCAUAUGUUCAGUUUGUCUUGGUCCAUUUGAAAAUCGAUCAUUUCUGCUUGAGUGCUUUCAUUCAUUUUGUCAUAUUUGCAUUAUACAGUGGUCAGAAUUAUCUCGUACAUGCCCGCUAUGUAAGACUAAGUAUAAAUCACUUAUCCACUCUGUUAAUAGUGAUUUGGAAUAUCAACAGUAUACUUUUCCUGAAGAAUCAAAGUUGAGUGAUCAAGUGCAAACGCAGCGAGUUCAAAAUGGAAAUGAUGGAAGAAGGUUUCGCUACCAAACCACACUUGUUGAUUCUCAUGCAUGGGCACGUAGAAGAGCUGAGCGUGAAAGAGUUGAAAAUACUCUUUCACAAGGUCGUGAGCAACGAAAGAUGUCAAGAAGAUUAAAGUGGUCUGCUACAAAAGACAGAAGAAAGGCAGUUUAUCGUUUACAUAUGCAUGUCAAAGAAGUUAAACAAAGAGGGCGACCAAAACUGAGGGAUAUCAGUUGUGAAUUUUUUAAAGAAAACCCCGCACUGAAACAUCGAUUGGUACCAUGGCUUUUGAGGGAUUUAAAUGUUCUUCUUGGUGAUAAUGAUGAAAAUAUCAGAUUUGUAAUGAGCUUGAUUUUGAAUCUUAUAUCCAACAUUUCUAUGGAAUGUGAAGAAUUUAAAAAGCAGCUUGAGCCGUUUCUUUUUAAGGAAACCGACCAUUUUAUUGCAGAGCUUAUAAGUUUUGCUCGCUCACCUUAUGAUAUUAAAGGUUAUGAUGACAAUGUUGUUUAUGAUGUCUCAAUACACAAUCCAGUUCAUGUAAUUGAAGAUUCUCUUCAAGAGCGUUUGUUAAAUGAUAUUUUGGAUGGAAAUGAUGACGAUGAUUCAAGGAAUAUUGUCACUAGCAUUGAUGUUGGUUCAAAUUCAACAGACUCGCCAAUAGUACAAAACAUUGACACUUCACCGGAAGUUGAGGUGUCACCUGAAGUGGAAUGUUCACAGGAAGAAGUUGAGGAAAAGCUAGAAGAACAUGAUACAGAUAUUUCCCGCAAUAAAAAGAAGAAAAAGAAAAAAAAGAGAAGAAAGCAUAAAAAAAGGUCUAAAGAAAAUAUUACAGAAUCAGUUAGUUGUGUUGAUAAUGAUGACAUUGAUACCGAAAGAGUUAUUGAUGGUGGUAACGAGGAGGCUGUGAACGAUUUCGGCGACAAGGAUAUUAGUAGUGGCCAUCAGGUUACUAACAAUGUCCGUGACAAUCUCAGUAAUGAUAUUCGUGAGAUUAUCGAUGAUGGUGACAAUCUCAGUAAUGAUAUUCGUGAGAUUGUUAUCGAUGAUGGUGAGAUCAAAGAACAUUUAGACGAUCAAAAUCAAAAACAUAAAAAAUACAAAAAAAAGCACUCAAAACAUAGACAUAAGAAGAGACAUCGAAAACAUUUUGACGAUGAACUUUUAGAAACCCGUAAACACAAAAGAAAACGUCUGGACAACGAAGAUGCAGAAUCAUUAACACAUAUCCACAAAAAGAAAAAAAAAGAAGAUAAUCAUCAUAGUUCUCAUGACAGUAAACAUAAAAAAAAAAAAAAAUCUAAUCACCAUUCCCGAAAACGUAAACAUGACAAUCGUGACGAUUGUGAUAUCGGUAAUGAGAAAUGUCUGGAUUUAGGAAACUCUAAUAUAAUAUCUUGCCCGGAUAAAACAUUGAUAAAUGAAGAUAUUUUAAUUGGUGAUGAAAGUACUAAAACCCAUUCAAAAAAAAAGAAAACGGAACACAAGUUAGAGCGAACUCAUAAAACCGAACGUAAAUCAGAUCGAACUCAUAAAAAGAAGGCUAAAAAACACAAAUCAAAGAAAAAAAGAAAACGAAAUCAUUCGAACAAUUUGAAUAGCAAUUCUCAUCAUGAUUUAACACACGUGAUAGAUUUACGAGAAACUGAAAAGAAAAUAGAAUCGCUGUUUGCAAGUAUUUCGAAGCGAUAUAAUCUUCCUUUGAUGAUACCUUCAGAAGAAAAAAUUUACGACAAAACUUUGCUUGAAAAUGAAAGUUCAAAGAACACAGACUUUGAAACUAUGGAUAAAAAUGCACGCGAAGUUCGGGAUUUUAUCCAUAACUUAAAUCCCCAAAAUAACGCAUACGAAUCGCGUGUAGAUAUUGUUCGGGAAUUACUGCGUGUGGAAAAAGCACUUAUUAAAAAAAAAGAUCGUAAAGAACGAUGUCCAAAAACUAAAAUAAAGCAAGUAGCUGCUGAUAGCACUGUUUAUGAUUUGCCAGAAACAUUGACGUACGAACCAAAAAAACAAUUUCAAAACGACAAAACUUAUAUAGCAUUAAUGAGCGAACUACAAGAAAUUGAGGGACGGUUAAGUUCAUGUCGAAGUUCCUUUCUAAAGAAUAAUGAAAAAAUUGUUUAAAAUAGAAAUUCAAAUAAUCUUUCUA